UUUUGAACCAAAGCGGCACUCCAGUAGUUGUCUAAUGAGAAUUUUUUAUGCUACUCUGCCUCUCUGUUGAUGUCAAAAUUAACGUUAGUCGAUACGUGUUUCAUUCAGCAAAUAUUUUUACGAACAUAAACUCCCCAGUGAGAAAUGCCCGCUGUGAUAGGCUGCAGACGGAGAAUCUGAGAAGACACCUGAAACUUCUGAGUAGUGUGCCCUGUCUCAAAAACAAAACAAGAAAAUCCGGUUUUCCUAGUGUGGAAGCAAAAGAUAAACCAUCUAACUAUCAUGGCUACUGAGACACCUGUGCAAACCUCUGAUGAGGCUGAUGAAAAUAUUCCCCCCGGAGUCACUGCUGCAGCUGGGACUUCAAAACUCAAGGUCCAAGUAGGAGAUGUGGUAGGAUUUUCCCUUACACAGCCAAGUGGAGAAAAUGAGCCUCUCUCUGACACCCACACCUUUUCAACCCCAGCUCUGACAAGCAGCCAUGGUAGAGUCAAAGCAAAGUCACGGAUCUCUGGUCUCCAGUCUGCUUUAACACCAAUUUUAAAAUACUUAAAUAUUCGCAAUAAAGGUUUGUCACCAGAGCCUUUAAAACACGGAAACAAUUCUAAUCUGUCUGGUUCCUGUUUUUCUUUAAGUUGUACCACAAAUGGUAAAAAAUCAACUGGAGGUUCUAGCCAACAUCCCAACUCAGAUUUCCCCAGUAGCCAUUUUGGCCAGUCAUUAGGAGACACGAAUUCUCCUGUGUACUGGCUGCAUGACGAAUGCUUGCCAGAAAUCACCCUCCUUGAUGAUACAUAUGACUCCAUGAUGCAAGUGACUAGACUUGAUUCACCUCUUCCAGACGGAGUGCCUGUAACAGCUGGGUCUGUGAACAGCACAUUUUCCACCCUCCAGCCUAGUUCAGCUGAUAAGGAAUGUGAAGACCACCCUCCUGAACUGUCAAAACAUCAUAAGUCAACAGCUAAUACAGACUCUGAUGCGGAGAUAGUUGCCCCUCACGAGAGCACAGAUGCUCCUGAGCACUGGCUGGAUGACAAAUUAUUCCCAGAAAUUACUCUCCUUCAUGUUACACAUGAUUCAGAGCUAUCGCCAGGAGUGGAAUUAUCCUCCAUGGAGGUCAAACAGGAUAUUUCACUUGUUGAAGGCGUGCAAAACCUCAUGCCUUCCUCAGAGCUCUGUGUGCAACUUGUGGCAGAACCUGCCAGAUUGGAGAUGAUUCAGAGUGAAGAAUUUUCAAGUACUAUUGAUGGCAAUGUCACCUGCACCUUAAGCUCCUUUGGUGAAGACUCUGAUCCGAAGAGUGUGGGGGGGAAUAUAAUGAAGGCUACCUUGGAAGGAACUCGGGAUAUUUCUAUGGACAGUGUUUUAGAAAACAGCAGGCGCUCAUUGGAAACAAGUGGACAAAAAAUGGUGAAGAUUCAAACAUCAGCUGAGGACUCACUUAGUAACCAUCUUGUUAACGUCACUCACGACAUAAACUCCUCUACUGACUUGUCUGUGCAGUGUCCUGCAUCACAGCUGUCUACUUCUGAUAUGCAGUGUGACACUAGUUCAAAGAAUGUCACUUCUGAGCUUCACGAUGAACCUGUGGUGAUCUCUGAUACCACAAAAGCAAACAAUGAAGAGUUACUCAAAAGCCAUGAUUCUGAGUUGAACAGCAAGGUGACACAGCCAAGCCCAGCUGGGUCUGUGAACACAUUUACCAUUGUCCCUCCCUCCAAUCCAAGUGCCCCCACCAAUUUAAAUGCUACUGCUGAAAUACCAUGCCCUCAAUGUAAGACACUGGACCUUCCCCCCUCUAAUGUGAAGACACCCCAAGUGGAGAGUGACGCUACAGAUCAGGCUACUUCAGUCUCUAAGAACACCACUGAAACUUUCCCCCAUAUGAAGCAAAAUUGCUCAGCUGUAAAGGCAAGUGGUUCAUGUGACGUUAAGAACGGCACUUUCGAUUCAGAAAAUUCUCUUCAAAAAUCCAGAGAGAACGCAGUUUCAAUAGAGGCUGGUGCUACAACCUUUGGCCCCCAGAACAAUACUUUCGAUACUAAACCUUCUCAGCAGAAUGGCACAAUAACUUUGUCAGAAACAAGCUCAACAAGUGACAGUCACCAGAACACUUUGGACAAGCUCUCUCCUCCCAAGGGCUGUAAUGCAACGAGUAGCCCUAAAGAAAACAGUUUGGAAGUCCACCCUACUAACCUGUCAAAACAUAAUGGGACAACAGAUAGUACAGACCCUGAUGCCAAGGUGGGUGACACCCCUGAUAGCACAUUUGAAUUUAAUCCAGCUGUAGCUUCCGGAGCCGGUCGACUUGAAACUAAGGAUCAUUCACAAUCAGAUCUGCCUAUGACAGAGGGUCUUUCUGACAAUUUAGGCCAUCAAAGCAUGGAUACAGACAACAACAAAGCAGACACAUUCAGUUGGGAUGAUACCCUAGAGUUAAAGACAGACUCUUUGAUUACUUCAACACCAAUGACUAGCUGUAAAUUGCUCAACUUCACCACUGAAUGUGACGACAGCAAAUCCAUUGGGGCACAGAAGAAACUGUAUGGGGAUGGCAACAGUGAGCAAGAUGGUCAGGUGCAAUCAGAUGCCCCAUCAAACAUAAUCUGCGAUCGAAAAACAUUCCUGACGCAACCCACUGCCAAAUCCCUUUUGCCUCCUUCGAAAGCUGCGUCCCAGUUGUUGAAAUACAAGCCAGCCUCAUCACUUCCAGGACGGUUUGAGCUGCUCACAUCAGGCCUACCCAUGACAAGACAUAGAACACAAGGCGGAGGGUUGAGAAAUACUGCUGCUUGUGAUGCACCCCAGGUGACUACAGGAAUAUCAAACUCCUACAACUUACGUGCUACAACAACAGGAUCCAAGCAGCCAAUAUCUGGCUUGCGAAAACCGCAGUCGAGUGACAUACCAUCUUCAGGCAUCCAGAGAGCUGCAACAGGUCUCAGGCCGCCUUUAGCAAGAAGCAACGCACCGUCUUGUUCAGGCACUAACCAGCUCCGUGGACCAACAGCAACGAACCAUGUGACCACGGCAAAGAAGCACCCUUUAAAAAGAGGUGAAGCGUUGCCAAUAGCAAAGAAGAAAAAAAUCGAUGCUGCGGUGCCAGCCAUUGCUGCUGAAACGUCAACAUCUUGCAAUACUGUUACCAGAGCCAGAGCCCUGAAACAGCCUCUAACCAGCCAUAGAGCUGUUCCACCUAAACCCCAAAGCCACGGAUGUGCCAAAUGUGUUGUGCAUGAACAGCAACUCCGAAUUCUGUCUGAAGAAAUAAGGAGACUGAAAUCAGAGCUGCUGAAGAGGAGUCCACAAGAGGGGGAACAAUGAUUGUUGCUUACGUGUUAUUACACUCAAAAUACUUUCUAUUUAGUACAUGCAAUUUAAAAAUGUUUAUAAUAAAGUUGCUUUUAAAUAAAUGUGCUGUGAAUCA
Micropterus salmoides (largemouth bass) is the source of this 3427-nucleotide messenger RNA. RefSeq names its product flocculation protein FLO11-like. Bases 283 to 3324 code for a protein of 1013 amino acids. The transcript has 8 exons. The record is from RefSeq and is a predicted model, not a curated record. Lineage: Eukaryota; Metazoa; Chordata; Actinopteri; Centrarchiformes; Centrarchidae.